GAAAAAACUACAACUCCCGGUAGACUGAUGUGUGCGGCGCAGUCUGUGACGUCAUCAGGAGACGCUCACAGUCCCGUUUGCUCCGUGGAGCGUCCUCCUGUCUGCCUUCACCGGCGUGUCCGUCCCUGGAGAAGAGUCUGAGACACUGAGACACAGAAGCAUCACCGAUGGCCUCUCCGUUGAAAGUGUGCAUAGUCGGCUCCGGAAACUGGGGCUCAGCCAUUGCCAGGAUUAUUGGAAGUAAUGCCAUGUCACUGCGUUUUGCCACCACAGUGAAGAUGUGGGUGUAUGAAGAAAACAUUAAUGGUAGAAAGCUCACUGAAAUCAUCAACACAGAGCAUGAAAACAUCAAGUACCUACCCGGAUACAAACUGCCUGAGAAUGUGGUGGCUGUCCCAAAGCUCCGUGAUGCUGCAGAGGGAGCUGACCUGCUGGUGUUUGUGGUCCCUCACCAAUUCAUCCGGAGUCUCUGUGACGAGAUGGUGGGUUGUGUCUCUACCAAAGCUCGGGGAAUCACACUCAUAAAGGGUAUAGAUGAGGGUCCUGGGGGCCUGAAGCUCAUCUCUGACAUCAUUCGGGAGAAGAUGGGGAUUGACGUCAGCGUCCUCAUGGGAGCAAACAUCGCCAAUGAAGUGGCAGCUGAGAAGUUCUGUGAAACCACUAUUGGCAGUAGGAUUCUGGAGAAUGGUCUGCUGUUCAAAGAGCUGCUGCAGACUCCAAACUUUCGGAUCACAGUGGUGGAUGAUGCUGAUACAGUGGAGCUGUGUGGAGCUCUGAAGAACAUUGUCGCGGUGGGUGCAGGCUUCUGCGAUGGGCUGCAGUGUGGUGACAACACCAAGGCUGCUGUGAUCCGUCUGGGGCUGAUGGAGAUGAUAGCCUUUGCUAAACUCUUCUCCAAGAAUGGCUCUGUUUCCACAGCAACCUUUCUUGAGAGCUGCGGUGUGGCUGACCUCAUCACUACGUGCUAUGGCGGCCGUAACCGACGAGUGGCAGAGGCCUUCUCUAAAACGGGGAAGAGCAUCGAGGAGCUGGAGAAGGAGAUGUUGAAUGGUCAGAAGCUCCAGGGUCCUGCUACUGCAGCAGAGGUUCACCACAUCCUCAAACAGAAAGGCCUGGUGAACAAGUUCCCUCUGUUCACAGCCGUCUAUCAGAUUUGUUUUGAGGGGAAGCCGGUCAAAGGGAUGAUCUCCUGCCUGCAGAGCCACCCAGAGCACAUGUGAUCACCUGGUGGGUCUCACAGGGGGCUGCUGAGGGGCUUCGCUCAGCAUCUUCACACCAGGAUCAACUUAGCAUUAGUAACUAACGCUGUCAGAAAAAAGAAAAAAGCUUUGUUUUUGGACGGACCCCUGUGAUUCUGACAUCUGCAGUGGGUUCUGUUCAGAUGUUGUAGGUUUUGAAAUAUCAACCUUACUCCGCAUGUAAAAGACAAGUUCCUCAAUUCCAUCAAUUCAAGUUAGACUAAUAUGGACAACAAGAAGUGGAAAACAGGUUUUUAUUUGCGUCAGUAUGGGAGAACUGAUGUCAAUGUUAAAAAGUCUGACAUCUCCAUAAGCUGCAUAACUAUUGGAAUGAGGACAAAUCCAACUGAGGUGUAACGUAGCAAAGCUGAUAUGACCUGCUGUGCUCAACAGCCCAGUUUAGAUAUUUGACAGUCUUGCUGCCCUAUCAACACCACUAACUGCACUGCAAAAAAGGUGUGUCUAAAAACAAGAUAAAACCACUAAAUCUGAGGGAGAUUAUCUUGCUGCAUGGACAGAUAAUUUCACUUUGACAAGAUUUCUUCAAAUAAGAUUGUAAAAUCUAGAAAUAAGCAUGUUGAACACUUCAAAAAAGGAGUGAACUCUUACAACAAGAUGAAUUAUCUAACACUUGUAAAUCAAAGUUGUUGUUUUUUUUAUCUCGGUAAGGACCAAAUAAUUUGCAGUGUGUGUCUGUCCCAGCAACUCUCUGCUUUGAAGUAUUCCCUUCUCAGCUAUCACAAUAAUACCUUUUCUAGUUUGGGUAGACUGAAUUGUUGAUAUCCUAUACAGAGGAAGGAGAACUGAACCUCACCAUGUAUCAGCAUGCUUCUUCGUAGUUUGGAUUUGAAUUCAACAUAUGAACAGGGUCAGCUGUGUGCUGCUCUGUGUUUCUCUGACCUAGAGUGUUUCAACCGUUUUAGCCAAUACACUCCCUCCGUCUUCUCCUGGCUGAUACAGUCACAGAGCUGGCACCGUUCCAGUGUAGUGUUCCUCAGUCAUAAAAUACACUCACACCACACAAGGUGUUCACUGAUGCUCAGUAAUGUCUGUUUCCAGGUUUGUGACCAAAUGUUGAAAUGGAACCUGACCUUUCAUUCUAUGACAGUUUAUUUGUUAACCAUAGAGAGUGCUCCAUCACUUUCUCAAAUAUCAACAGACAGGUGCUGCCCAUUACUUGAUAUGACUAAGAGUGCUAAUUGUUUGUCUUUUUGUGGACACAAGUGUGAGACUGCCACCAGGGAAGAGGAUUAAGGCCAGGUAGGAGAAAAAAUAAUGAGAGGAGGGGAAAAAAGUCAACUUUUUGAGUUGGGUAAAGUAGACUGAAAGCUGCAACCUGGUUUCCAAAACAUUUUUUUUUAUAUAUACAUAUAUAUGUAUAAAACAAUGUUCCUCUGAUUACUUAUUGACACUAGCCUGGGUAUACCCAUACUGCCUUGCACGCUCAAAUUUCAUUUCGAACCUCCAGGUAUCUCAUUUGUGAUUAGUCUGGUGUUAGCCAGGCUAUAUUGACACGGGAACAACAAUCUUUGAACGUCUUUCUAACCUAACCAAACUCAAAAAGUUGACUUUAUUCUCGUCAUUUUCAACUUUUUUCUGGUCAUUUCAACUUUUUUCUCAAACUGCAUAAUGAAAAAAAUGUCCUCGUAAUUUUUUUUUUUCUCCUACCAUGCCCCAAUCCUCUUCCUUAUGCUUCUGUGUCAACUGAUGCUGAUGCUCUUUAUUUUCGUCCUGCACAAUUCUAAUGGACAAUGAAUUAUGACAUAUUUUUCUCUGUGUUUCAGUAUUUUAUAACUUCACAGGGUUUAUAUUCAUAUGUUUUCACUGACACUCAGGUAAACAUACAGUAAAAACGGAAUCCCAAUUUUAAACAUUUUUAAAAAUAUAUAAAUAAAGCAUCUGGUUUUAUGACAAAAUAUCUGAAAAAAUAUCAUCAAGCACUAAAAAUCUUAAUGUUUUGACUCUAAAAUGCAUUAAAUCUGUAUGGGUACACGAGUUAUGAAACCUACAGUAUGUUAAUGAUGCCUUUGAAUAAACCAGCAUUAACUCAAUGUUAAAUAUAUCAGGCAUUGUUCUGUGAGCUUUUCUUUUAAACUGCCAAAGUGUUGCCAAGUAAUACGUAGUCAUAAAGACUAUGGAGCUCUUUCUAUGUAAUUGUUUGGUUAAGUCUCCUCACAGUGUUCUUUGGACUGUCACUCUGAAAAGCUCAUAAAGCUCUUUACGUGAGGUGAGGAUUUACCACCAGCCUUUUAUCCUGUAAAAGUGGAACACAGACUGUGAAAACAUUUCCAUUAAAAGAUUAAUCUCACCUU
Messenger RNA from Centropristis striata (black sea bass), 3550 nucleotides. It is a transcript of the gene gpd1l, whose product is annotated as glycerol-3-phosphate dehydrogenase 1 like. Lineage: Eukaryota; Metazoa; Chordata; Actinopteri; Perciformes; Serranidae. The record is from RefSeq and is a predicted model, not a curated record. The transcript has 8 exons. Gene Ontology annotation, molecular function: NAD binding; glycerol-3-phosphate dehydrogenase [NAD(P)+] activity; protein homodimerization activity. Bases 168 to 1220 code for a protein of 350 amino acids. Gene Ontology annotation, cellular component: cytosol; glycerol-3-phosphate dehydrogenase (FAD) complex. Gene Ontology annotation, biological process: glycerol-3-phosphate catabolic process; carbohydrate metabolic process.